AUGGCAUACAAUCUGUUGCUUUCUGUCUACAUUAUCACCUUCCUCAUGGGAGUUCCCGCCAACAUCCUGGCAUUUGGUACCUUCUGCCGCAAGGUGUAUCGCAAGCCAACCCCGAUAGACAUCCUCCUCCUUAACCUGACCAUCUCCGACCUGAUUUUCCUGGCUUUGCUGCCUUUUAAAAUGAAGGAGGCCUUUGAUGACAUGGAGUGGUUGCUGCCCUACUCCCUCUGUCCCUUCACUGGGUUUCUCUUCUAUGUCACCAUCUACAACAGCACCCUGCUGCUCACCGCCGUGAGUGUGGAGCGUUACCUAGGGGUCGCCCACCCCAUCAGGCAUUCCCUCCAUCGGCGGCCUCGUUAUGCGUUGUUGGCCUGUGUCAUGUUCUGGUUGCUAACGUCUCUGAACCUCAUCGUCGUCUACAUCAUGCCUUACCUCCAGUGGAGACACACCAAUGGCAGCACUCCCGCCACACCUCCACCUAGCUGCUACCUGAAUUUCUCCGACAAAGAGCUUGCAAUCCUGCUGCCGUUCCGCCUCGAGCUCUUCCUCGUCCUCUUCUGCAUCCCCUUCAUCAUCUGCUGCUUCUGCUACGUCAACCUAAUCCUUAUCCUGUCCCGUCUCCCUAAUAUCAGCAGGCGGCGGAGGCUGCGAUGCAUUGGUCUGGCUCUUGGCACACUGAUCGUAUUCUGCGUCUGUUUUGGUCCUUACAACAUCUCCCAUGUGGUAGGCUUUGUCAAUAAGGAGAAUCAGGAGUGGAGGACUGUGGCGUUGCUUUCCAGCACCUUAAAUGCCUGCCUGGAUCCAUUUAUCUUCUACUUGUCCUCGUCAGCCGUUAGAAGCAUGAUAAAGCACUGCUUCAGGAACAUCACAGCAAAGCUGCACAUCCUGCGGUGUGAAGAGACUCAACACCGUCCUCAACAGAAACCAGAAACUGAAAAAUACAAGAAAGCGGAACCUUCUUGA
Messenger RNA from Pundamilia nyererei, 963 nucleotides. RefSeq names its product free fatty acid receptor 3-like. Gene Ontology annotation, molecular function: G protein-coupled receptor activity. Gene Ontology annotation, biological process: G protein-coupled receptor signaling pathway; cellular response to fatty acid. The transcript has a single exon. The record is from RefSeq and is a predicted model, not a curated record. Bases 1 to 963 code for a protein of 320 amino acids. Gene Ontology annotation, cellular component: plasma membrane. Lineage: Eukaryota; Metazoa; Chordata; Actinopteri; Cichliformes; Cichlidae.